AUGGAUAUGUACAAAUGUCUGAGCUUACUUUUCUUCACUCUCCCUCCACAAGUUUGUUACCAAGUCAGACCUCGCGCCCAUGCUGAAGAGAGGCUGCUCCAGGAUCUGUUUGUACAUUACAAUAAGCUCUCCCGGCCCGUGGAAAACACCUCAGACACAGUGCUCGUCCACUUCGGACUGUCUAUUGCCCAGCUUAUUGACGUGGAUGAGAAGAACCAGAUGAUGACUACAAAUGUCUGGGUCAAGCAAGAAUGGAACGAUUACAAACUCCGCUGGAACCCGGAGGAAUACGAAAAUGUCACCUCCAUCCGUAUCCCCUCAGAGAUCAUCUGGAGGCCUGACAUUGUCCUCUACAACAAUGCCGACGGCGACUUCGCGGUGACUCACCUUACAAAGGCGCACCUGUUCCACAACGGUCGGAUAAAGUGGAUGCCACCAGCGAUUUAUAAGUCUUCGUGCAGCAUAGAUGUUACCUUUUUCCCUUUUGACCAGCAAAGCUGCAAGAUGAAGUUCGGCUCGUGGACCUAUGACCGUGCCAAGAUCGAUCUGAUAAGCAUGGACAGUGACGUGGACCAGAUGGACUACUGGGAGAGCGGCGAGUGGGUUAUCAUGAACGCAGUGGGCAAGUACAAUACCAAGAAGUACGAGUGCUGCACAGAGAUCUAUGCAGACAUCACUUACUACUUCAUCAUCCGGAGGCUUCCGUUGUUCUACACUAUUAACCUCAUCAUCCCUUGUCUGCUCAUCUCCUGUUUGACUGUGCUGGUGUUUUAUUUGCCGUCACAAUGUGGAGAGAAGAUUACCUUGUGUAUCUCAGUGUUACUGUCCCUAACCGUGUUCCUCCUGCUGAUCACAGAGAUCAUACCGUCUACGUCUCUGGUGAUUCCACUGAUCGGCGAAUACCUACUGUUCACCAUGGUCUUUGUUACGCUCUCUAUCAUAAUUACAGUCUUCGUGUUAAACGUGCAUCACCGCUCGCCACAAACCCAUGGCAUGCCUCACUGGGUGCGGAGGGUAUUCUUGGACUGGGUGCCUCGAGUCCUCUUCAUGAAGCGUCCGCCAGGCACCGCAAAGCAGCACUGCAAGAAGCUUAUCGAGAUGAUGCACCGUCCGACCACGAUAUCGGCAACAGGCAACUCUCAGGCCUUCUGGGCAGGGUUAGAGACAGGACUGAGACAGUUGAGACAGGUAGAGAAUGCACUCCCAAAGACUCCGUCCGACAGUCCAAGCAUCCUUGUUUGCUCACCUUCUCCGCCAUCCUCCCCUCUUGAGGACCACACCCAGGGAGAUCACCAACUAAAGGCCAACAUCUUCUGCCGGCCCACAUCCGGUCAGUAUUCAGUUCUCUCAGACAAACAAACCCUACGAGGACACAACUCCGCGGCCUCGUCUUGUUCCCAGUUGUCCUUGCCCCCGUCUUUGCCACUGGGCCCACUUCGCAGCCUGUCAAGGGACGAGCCAAAUUCGCUGGCCCCGAAUGGCCGCUCCCUCAGUGUAGAGCAAAUGUGUGACCAACAGAAGGAGCUUCCUCAGAGAGCUGAGCAUCGCUGUCGCUCCCGCAGCUUCCAGUACUGCUGUCUGCAUGAUGAAGGGCCCGGGUUCAUCGGGAUCACAGGGCGGGUGAAGAAACAACCCCCUGUAGAUCACCUAGCAGAAACCUUCACAGCAGAGUCCAUGAAAGAUGCGAGUACACAACAGGACACCAUGGUUGCAACCAUUUCCCCAGCUAUGCAACGGGCCAUCGAGGGAGUUCAGUACAUCGCUGAUCAUCUCCGGGCAGAGGAUGCAGACUUUUCAGUGAAGGAGGACUGGAAGUAUGUGGCCAUGGUCAUCGACAGGAUAUUCCUCUGGAUGUUUGUACUGGUGUGUAUACUGGGAUCUGUGGGACUCUUUCUUCCUCCUUGGCUGGCUGGAAUGAUCUAGAAUCAUCGCCAUCAAGGAAAAAGUCAAUAACUCUGA
Molecule: messenger RNA, 1959 nt
Organism: Seriola dumerili (greater amberjack)
Lineage: Eukaryota; Metazoa; Chordata; Actinopteri; Carangiformes; Carangidae
Product: neuronal acetylcholine receptor subunit alpha-2-like
Exons: 6
Coding region: 1-1923 (640 amino acids)
Biological process (GO): monoatomic ion transmembrane transport; nervous system process; signal transduction
Cellular component (GO): synapse; neuron projection; postsynaptic membrane
Molecular function (GO): transmembrane signaling receptor activity; acetylcholine-gated monoatomic cation-selective channel activity
Source: RefSeq, a predicted model, not a curated record